AUAUCUGUAUAUAGUCUGAUAGUAUAAGUUAGAUUUGUUACAAACAUUAAUAUCGAACUAUGGAUAAAGAACAAGAGGCCUGCCAGCUGAUGGCUGAGGCUGAGAAAAGCCUCAACUCAUCAAAGGGAUUUUUCUCUAAAUUACUAGGAUCUGGAUCUAAACAAGAAGAAGCAUGUGAAAAAUUUGUUCGGGCAGCAAAUAUGUUUAAGAUGUUGAAAAAAUGGAACGAAGCAGGAAAUGCAUUCUGUAAGUCUGCAGAUAUUCAACAAUCACUACAGAAUAAACACGAGUCAGCUUCCAAUUUUGUUGAUGCUGGGAAUUGUUAUAAAAAAUCAGAUGCAGAUGCGGCUAUCAAAUGUUUGACAAGGGCUAUUGAUAUUUAUACUGAUAUGGGGAGAUUUACAGUUGCUGCAAAACAUCAUAUAUCCGUUGCGGAAAUUUAUGAAAACGAGACUUCAAAACUUGAAGAAGCCAUUUCUCAUUAUGAGCGAGCUGCAGACUUUUAUAAGGGCGAAGAUUCGACGAGUAGUGCAAAUAAGUGCUGGUUGAAGGUGGCGGCCUAUGCAGCUCAGCUUGAGCAAUAUACAAAAGCCAUAGAAUUAUAUGAGCGUGUGGGAAUGUCAUCAAUGAAUAGUCCGUUGUUGAAAUAUUCGGUGAAAGAGUACUUCUUCAAAUCAGCACUCUGCCAUUUUUGUUUGGGUGGAACAAUCGAUGCAAUGCAAUCAUUGGAGAAAUACGAAGGUCUCUUUCCAGCAUUUUCUGACAGUAGAGAAUGCCAAUUGUUGAAGAGUUUAAUCGAGACACAUGACAACCAAAAUGCUGAUGCAUUUGCGGAAGCAGUUGCAAAAUAUGAUUCGAUAUCUCGCAUUGACCAGUGGCUGACCACAAUCCUUCUACGAAUCAAAAAGACAAUAGGGAAUGAUGAUGAAGAUCUUACAUAGCUUUGUUUGACUUUAAACAGUAUAUGAGAUGAAUUCUGGUACAAGUAUUUGUUAAUACUUAGUCUAUUAUAUAUAAAUAAUAAUAUUAUAACAAGUCUACAGUCAAAACAUUGAAUCUUUCUCAUUAAUAAUAUAUCGUUGUAAAAUAUUCUAACUAAGAGGGUUUCUUGCUAAAUAAUUCAGGGCCUGAAAAUUUCACUUCUAUAAUGAGCUACCAAGCAUAAAGAUUUCUUCAUCAAUUUUUGCAUACUAUUUUACUCGUCAGGAUAAAAAUUUAUUACAAUCAGCGGAACCUUGCGGGGCCCUAAUGAAUUUUCCUUAAGGAAGGGUUUCACAAUAAUUCAAAAUGGCCAUCCAUUAUGAACUUCAUACAUAUUUCAUACAAUUUUUAUCAAUAAAAAUUACAGUAUAAAUCCUAUAAAAUGAUCUAAAUUGUUAUAUCAGUGUAAACUAAGUGAGAAAAACCUGAUGCUAAAUUAUAGUCUUGACUGUUAGAUUGCUCGAAAAUAAUGGGAACAAUGGGCAAAAGUCAUGAAUUUGUUCUAUCAUAUAUAAUACAAAUUCGACUAUGGCUUGUAUGAUGGAAUUUUUCUCUGAUUAUAGUCUGCUGAUUGUCUUAUUUACAUCUAAAAAGUAAUUGAUUUUAUUUACUUUAUCAAAGCAGUGAUUUUAUCCAUUUCAACACCCCGGGCAUGAACGUACAUAAUGUGUAAAGAAAAUUUAAUUGCGACUCUGAAUUGUUGUAAGAAGCUUAAUAAUUUUUCACCUUAAUGGUAAACAAUUCACACAGUUUAAUUUAACUUGGUAGACUAUGUGAUAUCCAUAUCUUCAUAAAAAGGAUGAUACAUUACAUACAGUCCUAGGCAAUAUUGUAAAUUUGCCAUGAAUGAAUGUUUAUCCACCAAGUCUAUAGUGUUAAUAUGGUGACAUGUUGUCUGUCUAUUUUGGGCGUAAAGAUAUAGUUCUUCUGUUUAUAUGUAUAGUAUAUACUAUAUAGCAAUAUUGGAGACCUUUGACGCUAUUUGUCUAAUUCUUUGCAGCGACUUUAUUCAAUGCUAAUGUUUGCAGGAUAGACCCUUUGGAGUACGUUUGAUAUUUUAGAGACUGUUGUUAGAAUACAUACAGCAUAAAGUGCAAUAUUACCCCCAGAAUGAGUAGAUGAAACUGGGACUUGUGUACUUCCAUGGUUCCCGGUGUCCUUAACCCUUCAGAUGACGCAGUUUGGAUUUCGUACCUAAUUUAAUGCGUCCUCUUAUAUUCUAAUAUAGAAACAUGGUGGUCAUCUGUGUGUGAUAUUAUAACAUUCUAGAUUUAAGUCUCAUUUUAUGUGAUUUGCAUUCAAUAAAAACUAUCAAAAACA
Styela clava is the source of this 2301-nucleotide messenger RNA. RefSeq names its product alpha-soluble NSF attachment protein-like. NCBI's taxonomy places the organism in Eukaryota, Metazoa, Chordata, Ascidiacea, Stolidobranchia, Styelidae. Gene Ontology annotation, biological process: SNARE complex disassembly; intracellular protein transport. Gene Ontology annotation, cellular component: SNARE complex; vacuolar membrane. The record is from RefSeq and is a predicted model, not a curated record. Gene Ontology annotation, molecular function: soluble NSF attachment protein activity; syntaxin binding.